ACAAGCCAAUCGUCUCUAGGCGUACCAAUCGGCGUACACUUACGGCGGAACGAGCCGCCCUGGCCAGUGACAAAGGCCGUACGGCGGAAGUGCCGAAACGGUUUCCCGGGAAGAUGGCAGCCUCCGUCUGGCCGAAGUUGAUUGACAGGUGCUGUGACCAGAAGCUCUAGACUCCAGGCCCUGUCCCCUGAGCUCUGCCCUCGGAUGUCCCACCGUCCAGAGCCUGCAUGCGCCGUGGGGCGCCCCAGGACCAGGAGCUGGUGGGUCCCGGGGCUCCUGGGCGGGGAUCCCGGGGCGCCCCGCCUCCCUCGGGACCUGUUGUCCCGGUCCUCGUCUUUCCCCCGGACCUAGUAUUCAGGGCGGACCAGCGGAGUGGACCCCGGCAGCUGCUGACCCUCUAUAACCCCACGGGAGCUGCACUUCGCUUCCGAGUCCUGUGCACAGCACCUGCCAAAUACAGAGUGUUUGACUCAGAAGGAUAUGUGAAGCCUCAGUCCUGCAUUGACAUUGUGAUUCGCCACGUGGCCCCCAUUCCCAGCCACUAUGACAUCCAGGACCGCUUCCGCAUUGAGCUGUCUGAGGAGGGAGCUGAGGGCCGAGUGGUGGGGCGCAAGGACAUCACUUCGGUUCUGAGAGCCCCAGCGUACCCCCUUGAGCUUCAGGGACAGCCCGACCCAACACCCCACCCAGGGCCUCCUUCCUGGACGGCACCACCCACGGACAGACACUUCCCGGAGAACCCCCGCCCACAAUUGGCCACCAGCUCCUUCCUCCUCUUCUUGCUGACGGGCAUCAUCUCUGUGGCCUUCCUGCUGCUGCCGCUCCAGGACGAACUCGGCAGCCAGCUGCCCCAAAUCCUGCACGUCUCCCUGGGACAAAAGUUGGUGGCAGCCUAUGUCUUGGGCCUCCUCACCAUGGUGUUCCUCCGCACCUGAGCCCCCUGCUCAACCUCCACCCUCCUCCCGGCAGGGACUGGACUUGCAACAGCCACUGUGUGCUCAUACCUUGCCUCAACUCCUGCUCCCUUCUUCCUCCUUCCUGCCCAGCUCCCCCCACUCCCAACCAAAAAUACCCAGGGAUUUGUAUUCAUUUUCCAAGUUGAAUAAAAUAAAUUUUUUAAAUUAAACUGA
Molecule: messenger RNA, 1130 nt
Organism: Ceratotherium simum simum (southern white rhinoceros)
Lineage: Eukaryota; Metazoa; Chordata; Mammalia; Perissodactyla; Rhinocerotidae
Gene: MOSPD3
Product: motile sperm domain containing 3
Cellular component (GO): cytoplasm
Source: RefSeq, a predicted model, not a curated record